Ophidiomyces ophidiicola is the source of this 927-nucleotide messenger RNA. RefSeq lists its product as uncharacterized. The transcript is spliced from 2 exons. Gene Ontology annotation, molecular function: heme binding. The record is from RefSeq and is a predicted model, not a curated record. NCBI's taxonomy places the organism in Eukaryota, Fungi, Ascomycota, Eurotiomycetes, Onygenales, Onygenaceae. The coding region runs from base 1 to 927 and encodes 308 amino acids.
AUGGGCUGGCGAAACACAAGCGCUUCCACCCCAAGUCCUCCCAGACACGAACCGGAGUCCUCACAUAACACACCGACCGUGCCGCAUUUAGAGUUGGAAAAUGAGGUUAAAGAGAGAGUCUCGCCAGAAGAUGAUGCAGAGCCCACGGAUACUACACCAAAGGCGAUCCCGGCUGCCCCACCGCCUGGUUUGAAUAUCCCAGUGCUGAACCUGGACCAACCGCCAAUGUCAUUAAAGUCCUCUAAACAGCCACCUGUGGCCCCUUCAAUUUCUUCGCCGAUAGACGUCCGCUCUCCACCAGAUGCGCGUCCUUCGCUCCCUGGUUCUAUGCCACCCCCUCCGCGGCCGAGUUCUCUUGCCAACAAGUCCGCCGGCUUGAUGCCACCACCGCCACGACCCUCUCUGCGCGCUCCACUUCGCCCACCUCCAUCCAGUGCAUCAUCCCUCCGCGUACCCCCUUCCCGCACACCUCCCACUAGCCGGCUAUCCAGCAGCACCCUCUCCCCAUUCGGCGUAUCCGGUGUGCCACAAAAAUCAUCCCGGCAAGUCGUCCUCGAGCCGGGCCAUUCCCCGCUUGACUGGGCCGCUUUGACUUCGAACCCGCGGAGUAAUCUUAGAGGUGAAAAUGUACCUCCAGGGCUCUUACGAGUGACGCCAUCUAUGCUGAAGGCCCAAAAUGGACGAAAGGGACGAGAUGCAUGGACGUCGUAUCAAGGAAAGGUUUAUAAUAUUACUCCGUACUUACCCUUCCAUCCCGGAGGUAAAGGAGAACUUCUAAGAGGCGUUGGAAAGGACUCAGAGAAGCUCUUUCUAGAAGUCCAUCCAUGGGUUAAUUGGGAUGGAAUGUUAGGGGAAUGUAUGGUGGGUAUCUUGGUCAGCGAAAACGAGCUGGCAGCACAGCCAGGAACUCUAGAUGAGAUGGAUUAG